AUGAUCCGGCAAUUCUGGGCCUCCUGUGUUUUCCCGCUGUUCCUGGUCGGCUUCGCUCAGGAGACCCUAAAGCCGCCGAAGAUGAAGAUGGAUUGUGACAAAGAGGUGACAGGCACCAUCUAUGAGUAUGGAGCCCUUACCCUCAGUGGCGAGGAGUAUAUCCAGUUCAAGCAGUAUGCAGGCCAGCACGUGCUCUUUGUCAAUGUGGCCACCUAUUGCGGCUUGACAGCUCAGUAUCCUGAACUAAAUGCACUCCAGGAGGAGCUGAAGCCUUUGGGUGUCGUUGUGUUGGGCUUUCCCUGCAACCAGUUUGGAAAACAAGAACCAGGAGAAAACUCAGAGAUCCUGUUUGGGCUCAAGUAUGUGCGUCCAGGUGGUGGCUUUGUUCCCAAUUUCCAGCUCUUUGAAAAAGGGGAUGUGAAUGGAGAAAAUGAACAAAAGGUCUUUACCUUCCUGAAGAACUCCUGCCCUCCAACCUCUGAUCUUUUGGGUUCAUCAAGCCAACUCUUCUGGGAGCCCAUGAGGGUCCAUGACAUCCGCUGGAACUUUGAGAAGUUCUUGGUGGGACCUACUGGAGUCCCUGUCAUGCGCUGGUUCCACAAGGCUCCAGUCAGCACAGUCAAGUCAGACAUCCUAGAGUACCUGAAGAUACCCGCAUUCUGGACCUUUCCUUGGCACAACCAAAAGCACCAGGUGGGACUGGCAGCUCACAGAACUGCUGUGACCAUGAGCACAGACCUCCUGGAGUCAGACCCCUCGGUGCCUGGCCAGGACCUCACAUGA
This is a messenger RNA of Cynocephalus volans (Philippine flying lemur), 783 nucleotides long. RefSeq names its product glutathione peroxidase 6 (gene GPX6). Gene Ontology annotation, molecular function: glutathione peroxidase activity. Gene Ontology annotation, biological process: response to oxidative stress. The transcript has 6 exons. Lineage: Eukaryota; Metazoa; Chordata; Mammalia; Dermoptera; Cynocephalidae. The record is from RefSeq and is a predicted model, not a curated record. Bases 1 to 783 code for a protein of 260 amino acids.